Messenger RNA from Nerophis ophidion (straightnose pipefish), 6007 nucleotides. RefSeq names its product serine/threonine-protein kinase PAK 3. Gene Ontology annotation, molecular function: ATP binding; protein serine/threonine kinase activity. Gene Ontology annotation, cellular component: cytoplasm. The transcript has 16 exons. The record is from RefSeq and is a predicted model, not a curated record. Gene Ontology annotation, biological process: regulation of MAPK cascade; regulation of actin cytoskeleton organization; regulation of axonogenesis. Lineage: Eukaryota; Metazoa; Chordata; Actinopteri; Syngnathiformes; Syngnathidae. The coding region runs from base 252 to 1988 and encodes 578 amino acids.
GCGUGGCAGGGUGGAUGACGUCACGGGCUAGGGAACAGUGAGCAGCCUGUGAAGCAUCCAGCCUGCCGAACAAGCCUGCUUUUGGGGUCAGGAACUGGUCUGACAAGAGAAUGGCAAUCCUGCCGCCUUCAAACUGUCACUAGGACCUGGAGCGGAAGAGGAUGAAUCCACCAGAGGUGCUGGCUCACAGGCGAAACACGGACCGAGAGAAUGUGAAGACAUAUUUCAGGACGUUGUGAGUGCUACUAAAGAUGUCUGAUAGUGUCGAUAUUGAAGAGAAACCACCAGCCCCUCCCUUGAGAAUGAACAGUAGUUCCCGAGACUCUUCAUCAGUGAAUCCUGCCUCUAAACCGCUUCCAAUGGCUCCCGAAGAGAAAAUCAAGAAGGUGCGCCUGCGCUCCAUCUUCCCUGGAGGAGAUAAGACAAACAAGAAGAAGGAGAAGGAGCGUCCAGAGAUAUCCCUCCCCUCCGACUUUGAACACACCAUCCAUGUUGGCUUUGACGCAGUAACAGGAGAAUUCACAGGGAUCCCAGAGCAAUGGGCGCGGCUUCUACAGACCUCCAACAUCACCAAACUGGAGCAGAAGAAAAACCCACAAGCCGUAUUGGACGUCCUCAAGUUCUACGACUCCAAAGAGACCGUCAACAACCAGAAGUACAUGAGCUUCACCUCAGGAGACAAGUCCGCACAUGGUUACAUAGCAGCAAACACUCUGAAUCGACUGCUGUCAUCUGGGCCACCGGUCAGCCUUAGAACCUGCAGCGCAUUAUUUGACAAGGGUGCCAAAACAUCAACUUCAGAACCCCCCAUCGCGCCGCCUGUGUCAGAAGAGGAGGAUGAGGAGGAAGAGGAAGAAGAGGAGGAGGAGGAAGAUGAAGACGAUGACGACGAUGAACUUCCACCGGUCAUUGCGCCUCGACCUGAGCACACCAAAUCUAUCUACACACGCUCAGUCAUGGACCCACCCAAGCCUCCCACUCCUGUCCAAGAGGUGGUGACGCCACCCGAGUCGCAGGUCCAGCCCGACAACACAUCCAGCACAAUGUAUCGUAACACGGACCGCCAGAGGAAGAAGUCCAAAAUGACAGAUGAGGAGAUCCUGGAGAGACUCAACUCAGGGAGUAUCGUGAGUGUCGGGGAUCCUAAGAAGAAGUACACGCGCUUUGAGAAAAUAGGACAAGGGGCUUCUGGCACUGUGUAUACCGCCAUCGACAUAGCAACAGGCCAAGAGGUGGCCAUCAAGCAGAUGAACCUGCAGCAGCAACCCAAGAAGGAGCUGAUCAUCAAUGAGAUUUUAGUGAUGAGGGAAAACAAGAACUCUAAUAUAGUCAACUACCUGGACAGUUACCUGGUAGGAGAUGAGCUGUGGGUGGUGAUGGAGUAUUUGGCCGGCGGCUCGUUGACAGACGUGGUGACCGAGACCUGCAUGGACGAGGGUCAGAUAGCAGCGGUUUGCAGAGAGUGUCUUCAGGCGCUGGACUUCCUCCACUCCAACCAGGUGAUCCACCGAGACAUAAAAAGUGACAACAUCCUUUUGGGCAUGGAUGGAUCGGUCAAGCUGACCGACUUUGGCUUCUGCGCCCAAAUAACUCCGGAGCAGAACAAGCGCAGCACAAUGGUGGGGACGCCUUACUGGAUGGCACCGGAGGUGGUGACCCGGAAGGCUUACGGCCCAAAAGUGGAUAUCUGGUCUUUGGGAAUCAUGGCCAUAGAAAUGGUGGAGGGUGAACCGCCGUACUUAAAUGAGAAUCCACUCAGGGCCUUGUAUCUGAUCGCUACCAAUGGGACACCGGAGCUCCAGAACCCAGAGAGACUGUCCUCUGUCUUCAGAGACUUCCUUAAUCGUUGCCUGGAGAUGGACGUGGACCGCAGAGGUUCUGCCAAGGAGCUGCUUCAGCAUUCCUUCCUCAAGCUGGCCAAGCCGCUGUCCAGCCUAACGCCUCUGAUUGUAGCUGCCAAGGAAGCCAUAAAGAACAGCAGUCGCUAGGGGGCGCCCUCUAUGCUCACCCAAGUCUGCAGCCCUGCUUGUGCGUGCAGGCCGGGUCAUGUGACGGCACAAAGCGGGAGGGGGUCCGAGUGGAGCUCUCUCCCCCUUGCUUUUACGUACUGUAGGACGGAUGUCGGCCUUGCAGCCUCUUGGCCCCGUGCUGCUACUAAAAAGGACACGUUUUUAUUUGCGCUCAUGUACAUGUAGAGCAAUCCAUCACUAGUGUGUGUCUGUGUGUGUGUGUAUGUUCUGUAAGGGGGAAAACAGUCGCUUCAAAACCAAAAAAAGAGGACAAAAACGCCCUCGAAGAAGAGCUUUUGGUCGUGUUUUCUCGUGUGCGGUGCUAGAACAGGCCACGCCCACACCUGCAGUCACUGUACUCAGUAUGAGUAGGUGUGUGUGUGUGUGUGUGUGUGUGUGUGUGUGUGUGUGUGUGUGUGUGUGUGUGUGUGUGUGUGUGUGUGUGUGUGUGUGUGUGUGUGUGUGUGUGUGUGUGUAGUUACAGAGGGAAAGCAAGGUUCAUUUAACACACUUAAAACCUUAAAGGUGCGGUUUGCAAUUUCCUUACAGUAACAUUUUUCUAAGCAAAAAAACAUAAGAACACUACUGGGUAGCUUGUUGCCAUAAGUGGGUUAACAGAACUCAUUUGUUUGACAAUUUUCUAUAUUUUUCACAAUUACACAGUUUAUGAAAUGGUUUGAUGGGUGUUUACGACGUAGGAAACCUGUGUACACGUACAAGACCAGUUCGGGAGAAGCAACAAUUUGCAGUCAUGUUGUUUUAUAUGAUGGAAUGUACAGCUAAUGCUAGCUAUCCAAAUUGUUAUUUGCUAUUGUUUGCUAGCAGCGCCUAAAGCAAAUGUGCGUGCAUCUGUUGCGUACGUUCGUAAUGACGUCAUUACGUAGGAGAAGUGGUAAGAGGGCGGGAUACGUUGUGUCAAAUACAUUGGAAACUUGGCGCCCUACUUGCAUUUGUGUAAAUUUUGCGAACAGGCCAUACAAGAUAGACGAUACACUGAGGAUCCAAAAGAGAUCCCCUCAUAAAAGUGUCAUUCGUCUGUUAGCAAUAAAAUGUCAUAAAUAACGGAAAAAUGCAAAUUAUGAAACAUUUUAGUUGUGUAACGAUUUGUUUUAACGAUUCAAUUUGAUAUUAUGGUUGCCGAUAUGAUUCAGGGAUGAUAAUUUAUUUUUAUUUUUUUUUUUAAGAGCGUUAUGAUACGAAACAAUUCAGCGAGUUGAAAGUUCAGUAACUUUUUAGCAAAACAUUUAAGCAGUGUGACUGUGAAAUAGAUACUGAGUACAGGACACUGCAGGUGAAGUUUCUCAUAUUCCUGAUAUUUAUUGUAAGAUCAAUUGUGUAUAAAUGAAUUAUGGAUACAAAAAAGCAAAACUUGCCGAGCACAGAUCGAUAUACUUGAAAUUUAAGAAUAUCAAUUGAUGUAUCGAUCAAUCGUUACACUACUACAAUAUUUCUUAAAAUAGGUUGGAGGAAAAUAUUUGAGGUCAGGUAAUUCAAGUGUCGAAUAGGUCAGUCAUUUAUUAAAAUUGAUUUUGAUACAGUCGACAGAAAAACUGUGCCCCCUGAGCGACAAUGAGAGAAAGCAGGCAGGACUUGGUUGAGUUUAUUGAGUUCACACAAGUCUUUCAUACAGCUGUCAUGUUUUAUAUAACUGCCCGAGAUCAUUUUUAUUGCAUUUUAGCGGUUUAAUGAUAGUUUAACUCAUUUACGCUCAUCAAAGCUCUGAGAAUUAUGCCCAGUUAAAGUCAUCAAAGCGGAAAGAAAUAUGCUCAUGGUUUCCUGGCGCUAUCUGGAGGUUAUUUAUACCAAAACAGAAUGUUCUUGUUUUUUAAAAUGGACGAACAUUUGAUCCAUUAGGUUUUCAUGGAAAACAACUAAUAUACCAGGGUUAGUUUGCUAAAAAACUGUUAUAAUGGGAGUCAAUGGUGCCAAAAAAGUUCUUAAGAGAAAGUGUGCUUACUUUGUUGAUAUAGCUAACCACGUAGCAAUUCAAAACCAAAAAUAAUAUCUUAUUGGAAAAAAAAUGGGGAAAAACCUUCAAGUGAAACGUAAUCAUCUUACACAAAAAAUGUAACAUGUAAAGCCUGUUUUGGGGCCUAGGGGUGCACAAGGGAUAACUAAACUGGGUUUGAGUCUUUUAAUUGGUCCGGCUGCAUUCUUAUUUUAUUUCAUUUGAUCUCAUUUCCAACAAUACAGAUACGAAUACUUAAUCCUAAGACAAUAAAUCCGUCUCUACAUUGUCAGCUGUAUACAUUAUUUUAAAAUAGUGUAUAAAUUUGAGCAGCAUGCUUUUUAAAUAAGACUAUUUAAUUUUCCUGAAGGAACUCUCCUGAAGGAAUCAAUAAAGUACUAUCUAUCGAUCGAUCGAUCGAUCUAUCUAUCUAUUCGUUGUUAAAAGGGAACUGCACUUUUGGGGGGGGAAUUUUGCCUGUUUUUCACAAUCAUGAAAGACAUGACGACGGAUGAUUUUUUUUUUUUGUGCAUUCUAAAUAUUAAACAAACGUAAAUAAUAGUCAGCUUACAGCGGCGCCAAUGGGAACUCACUAUUCUGCCCUAAAAAUCUGAUGAUGCAUUCAAAAAGCGCCAACAAUACUCUAUUCACAUUUCCUGACUUGAAUUUUAACCAAGUAUACUCUAAGUCAUAUUGUUAUUAUAAGCGCUAACGCAGACAAACUAUUUAGAGUGUCGCCAUGAUCACUACCGUGUGUCCCUACGUUUACAUUAUAUGCUGUUUCCUUGCUUCCCUGCUCUUUGUAAGUUCCGACAAGUUGGGACACUUUGACAGCCGUUUCCGACCUGGAACUGGCUAAGACGACGCGUAAAGCACUUGUAUCACCAUUUCCUGGUGGAGUCUGGAAAUGUGUGUUCUCAUACUGACUUGUGGAGGUCGCUUUUCCCCACGUAACUACACUAGUGCGUGUGUGUGCGCGUUCUUGUCUUCCAACGCACUUCCAAAAUAUCCUUUCAUCCAAUGACACUGUGUGUGUGUGUGUGUGUGUGUGUGUGUGUGUGUGUGUGUGUGUGUGCGCGCGCGUGCGUGCGUGCGUGCGUGCGUGCGUGCGUGCGUGCGUGCGUGCGUGCGUGCGUGCGUGCGUGCGUGCGCGCGUGUGCGCGCUACCUCAGGCCAGGCCUCCACCGUGACAGGAGGUGCAGGGUAGCUGCUCACCCCCAUGUUUGUACAGCAGAGGUCCACCAGAUGAAGGAGUGAUGCAACACAAGUCAUGCAUGUUAAACAACCAAUAGUGUAUCUCAUCAUUCACAUAGGUUAAGAUUGUUAGAAUAUGUAUGUAUGUAAAUAUAACGGGGUGACAAGCCCCGCCCCCGCCUCUCCACCAAUCCUCCCUUUUUUUUUUUUUUGUGGCAAAUUUAUGUAAGAAUCUGCAGGCUGCAUUAUGAUAAAUGUUGUUGCAUCCUGCAAAUGGCAGAAAAGAACACACACUUCUGUCUUGGGACACCCGAGUAUUUGUGUGCCUGUGAGGACCUUUCGCUGAGAGUACUCAUGUCCAGUACACGUGCGGACUUCUGAGCACAAAACCAAGGUGAAGAUGGGGAAGACUCUGACCGCCACCAUUUUGUGUGGUCGCUCCUGUACAUUCCUAUCUUCUCAAUCUGUCAAUCUGUACACGUGCUGUGACAAUUCCUCUUAUGUGUAUCAAGAGAAUGGAACAAAGACAAAAAAAUGUUACUUUUUAAAUUAUUCUACUUCUUACUCUUAUUAUUGUCUAGCUUUGUAAAAAAAAAAAAACUGCUGAUCAAUCCGGCGUACUUCAGCAGCACCCCCUCACCACCACCUGUUCACCCCCCACCCGCCUCCUCGCCUUUGGAAAAGGACAAAAUGAGCGAUGGGAGACAUGAGGUUUUGCAUAAAGUAUUUUUGUGGUUGAAGCAAUAGACUUUUUGAACUUUGAAUUGUGCAUGGCUGUGUCUUGAGUGUAAACAAAAACAAAAAAAAGAAAACAUCACAGUUUGGGAACUGGAGUGAAAUAAAAGGAGGAAACGAG